Brachypodium distachyon (stiff brome) is the source of this 1330-nucleotide messenger RNA. RefSeq names its product 2-hydroxyisoflavanone dehydratase. Gene Ontology annotation, molecular function: hydrolase activity. NCBI's taxonomy places the organism in Eukaryota, Viridiplantae, Streptophyta, Magnoliopsida, Poales, Poaceae. Bases 144 to 1097 code for a protein of 317 amino acids. The record is from RefSeq and is a predicted model, not a curated record. The transcript has a single exon.
AUCAAUGGUUUUUAUUGGGCUCGGCUGGUGGAACCGUGGAAGUAGCGAAUACAUUUGUUUGUUACGGACUAUUCUUCAGCUCGAGUGUUCAGCGGUUCGGCCUCGUCUCCUCCCCACAGUUUUACCUGACGAGCAAAUCAGCGAUGGAUCCCGUCCCAAAACUGCGAUUCGACUCGCCGCUCCUCCGCGUCUACGAGGACGGCUGCGUGGAGCGUUUCUUCGGCACGGACACCACCCCACCGGGCUUCGACGCCGCCACCGGCGUCACCUCCAAGGACGUCGUCAUCGACGGCGCCACCGGCGUCUUUGCUCGCCUCUACAUCCCCGACAUAUGUGGCUCCGGUUCCCAGAGCAGCAAGCUGCCGAUCCUCCUCUACUUCCACGGCGGUGGCCUGGUUCUGGACUCAGCCGCCUCUCCAGCCUACCACAGGUACCUCAACUCCGUCGUCUCCAAGGCUGGUGUCUUGGCCAUGUCGGUCAACUACCGCCUCGCACCAGAGCACCCGGUUCCAGCAGCCUACGACGAUUCCUGGAUGGCGCUCGGUUGGGCCGCGUCGCGGGAGGAUCCAUGGCUGUCGGAGCACGGUGAUGCCGGCCGCAUCUUCUUGGCCGGCGACAGCGGAGGCGCGAACAUCGUCCACAACAUAGCAAUCAUGGCCUGCACUCGGGAGUACGGUUUACCCCCGGGGACAGUGUUAGAGGGGGCAAUCAUACUUCAUCCUAUGUUUGGAGGGAAGGAGCCCGUCGAAGGCGAGGCCACGGAGGGGAGAGAGUUCGGGGAGAAGCUCUGGCUCCUAAUAAUAUGCCCCGAAGGCACAGAAGGGGCGGAUGACCCGAGGUUGAACCCGAUGGCUCAUGGAGCGCCAAGCCUGCAGAAACUGGCGUGCAGGAAGCUGCUUGUCUGCUCGGCCGAGAGAGAUUUCGCACGGCCAAGGGCCGCAGCGUACUACCAGGCCGUGAAGGCAAGCGCGUGGCGCGGCUCGGUGGAGUGGCUGGAGUCCAAGGGAGAGGAGCAUGUGUUCUUCCUCAAUAAGCCGGAGAGCGGCGAAUCUCUGGCGCUGAUGGACCGGGUGGUUGCCUUCCUUGGCGGCAAAUGAUCCAGAGGAGACUGUUAUGUUGUUGAGUUUUUUCUUCUGUUUUUCAUUUCAAAAAUUAUUCUCUUCCCGUCACAAUUUACGGGUGCUACAAGAAAGUAAUAAGUCUCGGGAAUUUUGUACAAUUAUAGACAGAAGUGAGCAGUAGUUACUUUUGUGAUGCAAAUAUGAGAAAUUCAGAGUCUGUAAAAAUGAUUUUUUUAAUGGAAAGACCGUAAUAAAGCCCUACAACAUAA